GCCCUAGGGGCGAGGGAAUUUUUUGCCUUGUGGGCAAGUCUUGUUAUAUUGUCAAUCAGAUCUGAGCAUUUAUACUUGAAAGGACAAUGGUUUUUUGUAUCAUGAAUUGUGAACAGUAUCCUAUACAUAACUGCUAACAAGAAAAUGAAAACUAACAUGCCAGAGUGAAGAACAAGGUUUAAGCAUCUGCAUUAUCAUCAAGAAACUAGGCAGCCUCUGUUACUGUCUGAAGCUGCAUAGUGCAUAUCAUCUGGUCACUGUCGCAAUGUCCAACCAUAAUAUAGAUAAGGGUGAAUAAUUGAGGAGUUUCUAUGUGUGGUCACUGCGGUGGUUAUGGCUGUUGCUAUGCUUCACAGGAUAAGGGGAGAGAAGAAGAUAAGGACUUAAGAUAAAAUAUCUAAGCAAAAAGAGCCAAACUUGAGCCAAAUUAAACUAUCCGUCUCUUCUUGGUAGACUGUACAAACCAAAACAGAUAUGGCUACCCCAAAAAUGCUACCUCAUGAGCACUCAACUGUUGCUCCAACUUUUCAUAGUUCUACGAGUGUAAAAGUACUCUCUGAAUCACCCAAUCUCAACUCCAUCCCUUCUAACUAUGUUCACUCAAGUUGUCCUGAGGAAUCUCAUGUCUCAGAUGCUGAGGAUUCAACUUUGAUACCUAUAAUUGAUUUCUCCCAGCUCACCUCAGAUCACAGUGAUCACAGGUCCAAGGCCAUUCAAGCCCUUGGCAAAGCUUGUGAAGAGUGGGGUUUCUUCAUGGUGGUGAAUCAUGGAAUCCCAGAGAGUUUGAUAAAGGCAGUGAUUGAUGUUACUAAUGAAUUCUUCAACAUGGCUGAGGAGGAUAAGAAGCAGUUUGAAGGUAAAGAUGUAUUAGACCCCAUCAGGUGUGGCACCAGCUUCAAUUCCUCAAAAGAGAAAGCCUUUUUCUGGAGAGACUUCUUGAAGGUCUUUGUUCAUCCUCAAUUUCACUGCCCCUCUCAUCCCCAGGCUUUCAGUGAAGUUAUGUCGGAAUAUUGUGAGAAUAGCCGGAAAGUGGCCAAGAAAAUACUGGGAGCGAUAUCAGAAAGUCUAGGUUUGGAGGAAUGUGCCAUCAACAAUGCCUUGGCUUUGGACUCAAUGUUUCAGAUUUUCAUCGGAAAUUACUACCCGCGUUGCCCUCAGCCGGAGCUUGCGAUGGGGCUGCCGCCGCACUCCGAUCACGGCCUUUUAACCCUUCUCAUACAGAAUGGAGUCGGAGGGCUGCAGAUAAUGCAUGAACAAAAAUGGGUCGACGUCAACGCCCUUCCCAACUCCCUUCUGGUCAACACCGGCGACCAUCUCGAGAUAUUCAGUAAUGGGAAAUACAAGAGUGUGGUGCACAGAGCUGUGGUGAAUAACAAAGAGAAACGAAUAUCCAUAGCCACAGCUCACGGUCCUUCGCCGGAGACCGUGGUGAGGCCGGCUUCUCAACUGAUGGAAGGGGCAAGCUGCCAACCGGCGGUUGCAUAUAGGCCGAUGAAGUAUAAGGACUACAUACAUAUGCAGCAGAGUAAUCAACUUCAUGAGAAAUCCUGCUUGGAUCAUGUGACCAAGUCGAUUAGCAAUCAUUAUAUCAUGGACGAAGGUCCAUAGUGCACCGUGGACCAGUUCUAAAUGAUGUAAUCUUAAAUUUUAAUUUUGAUGGCUACCGUUCGUUGUUCAAUAAUGUUAAAGGUUUUAAUUAUUUUUACAGUAAAGCAUGGACCUGUAUUUUGUGUUA
Molecule: messenger RNA, 1735 nt
Organism: Ipomoea triloba (trilobed morning glory)
Lineage: Eukaryota; Viridiplantae; Streptophyta; Magnoliopsida; Solanales; Convolvulaceae
Product: protein DMR6-LIKE OXYGENASE 2-like
Exons: 4
Coding region: 475-1608 (377 amino acids)
Source: RefSeq, a predicted model, not a curated record